Molecule: messenger RNA, 663 nt
Organism: Oppiella nova
Lineage: Eukaryota; Metazoa; Arthropoda; Arachnida; Sarcoptiformes; Oppiidae
Source: the annotation of a GenBank genome assembly
CAUCUCUGCGAAUUCGUUGGCCUCGACUUCGAGAUGGCCUUCGAGUAUCACUACCACGAAGUACUCGAUGUCAUCGGAUCCCUAUUCGUCGACAUUUUCAAAGGUCUUCAGUCGAGAUAUGCCGAUGAAAUCGCAGCUGUUGGCCGUCAAUACCCUUCGGAACCGUUUAAGUUCUUAGAGCCAACUCUUCGGCUUGAGUUCGCAGAAGGCGUGCGAAUGCUUCGUGAGGUGGGGGUCGAGAUGGGAGAUGAGGACGACUUAAGCACCACUAAUGAGAAACUGUUGGGUAAACUCGUGCGCGAGAAAUACGACACAGACUUCUAUAUUCUCGACAAAUUCCCGCUCGCCGUCCGUCCCUUCUAUACAAUGCCCGACCCCUCCAAUCAGAAAAUUUCAAAUUCUUAUGACUUGUUUAUGAGGGGAGAGGAGAUCAUGUCCGGUGCCCAACGUAUUCAUGAGCCAGAGUUCCUCACGGAGAGGGCUAAACUCCAUUCAAUCGACUUAAACGGAGUUAAGGGAUAUAUCGACGCAUUCCGUUACGGGUGUCCACCGCAUGCGGGCGGAGGUAUAGGCCUGGAAAGGGUGACAAUGCUGUACUUGGGUCUCGACAACAUCAGAAAGACAUCGCUGUUCCCACGCGACCCAAAACGGCUGACCCCUUAA